AUGACUUCAUCGGAAAUCAGUCAGCCUUUGUUAGAACCUUUAAAAGUUUUUGUGGUAAAUCCACUUGCACCGGCGUCACAAUUGUUUAUAGUGAAAAUGAUGUCUGGUGUCGUGUUUGGUGAAAAUCAAUUGAUCGAUAUGUAUCUAAUAGUGUAUACUAAUAAUAUCAGGGCUGCAGAAGCUUUUAUAUUGGAGAUAGAAUCCUGUGCCUUUUCAUGCAAUAAUUCCAUCAAAGUGUCCUCAGAUAUACCGAGAGUAACAGACGGUGAUGUUUUUUGUUUCAUGACUGAUUUUGACAAUCCAAACUUAAUUUUAUUUAAUGAGGAAAAUGUAGAAGAUCAAUUUAAUGCUUUAUAUUUAAUAAUAAAAUUGGCAAAUAGUUUUAGUUGGCCCAGUGAACUAGAUAAAGAAGAAGAAACAAUAAAAAAAAUUAAUCAUGAGAAAAAAAAUAUUAAACAUGCAAAAACAGAAAAAGCUCUACCCGCUAAAGAGAGAAAGCCUAUAUUUUUAACUGAUGGUCUUGUGGCUAUUGAUAUUCUUUAUUCAAUGUCGUCAAAUAUGCCCUCGGAUAUAUAUUUUUGUCCAACUCCCAUUACGGCUAUUGCAAAGUCUGUAUUGGGUGAUUACUUAAACGUGCAUUGUAACGUCAUUAAUGACGUGCUUGUUUGGGCUGCGAAUGAUGAUGUGUUUCAUAUUGAAGUUGAGAGGCCUUUAAUUAUCCAUGAUGAGGUUGAUGGUGGCUCGCAUUGUAAUGAGAAUAAUAUAAUUGGAAAAGAUCUUUUGGAAUCAUUAAACUUAGAUUCGACCCAGUUUAGCGCCUCAUGGUUGAAGAAAGAACUCAUAGAAAAGGUGGCGUCAUCUGCGUCGAAGAAUCCGUAUGGAUGUAUUUAUAGGGCUGUGGAAUUCAGCAAAACUUUGAGAGACAUUUGGUUAACGCGUAUCCACGACGAUGGCAAGAAAGUUUAUAACAACAUGGGCGUCAUUAGUGACGGCUCACUUGGAACUAUUAAAGGAUAUGCCUAUGUUUUGCCAGUGGUAUUUAGCAAUGGCUCCUGGUCGGUUAAUAAGCAAUUUGAAAAUGAUAUUCAUCUGAAGCAGGAAAUAAAAAGAAUGAAUCAAGAAGUCACAAAACGCCAUCGGGAGAUGAUAUCACACUGUAAAAAAAUUCUGCACGAGAACAUCAUUAAUCAAUCUCUCAAAGACGAGGAUGCCAGCAGCUUUACAAGUAAAUAUUAA
Vanessa atalanta (red admiral) is the source of this 1236-nucleotide messenger RNA. RefSeq names its product putative malate dehydrogenase 1B. Gene Ontology annotation, molecular function: L-malate dehydrogenase (NAD+) activity. Lineage: Eukaryota; Metazoa; Arthropoda; Insecta; Lepidoptera; Nymphalidae. Gene Ontology annotation, biological process: malate metabolic process; oxaloacetate metabolic process; tricarboxylic acid cycle. The record is from RefSeq and is a predicted model, not a curated record. The transcript has 6 exons. Bases 1 to 1236 code for a protein of 411 amino acids.